AUGCCAUCCUUCCAGCGACUCAAACACCCAUUCCGACGCCCAACUCAUUAUUACACGAUCCAUGAGCCGUCCCCUACACCGAGGCAGCUAGAGACACAACGCGAGAAGGAGAGGCAAAGGGCUCUCGACAAAAUCGAGAAUGACCUCGAUGACGGACGUAUUGGGCCCAGAAGUGGUGACUCGCCUGACGAACUUCCGGUGAUCAUCGAUAGGGGUCCGUACCGAGGCCAUAUAUACCCACGAGAGCAGCUCUUCUUCAACAGCAUCAUGCUAGCUUCGGACGUUGAACCAAUAUACGCUGGUCCACCAGGUGGAGAGCUUCGGCAGGAGGUGCAUAGGACUCCGAUCCGGCGUCCAAAACCACAAGCAGAGCAGAAGCUCCCUCCAAGGCCCGUACCAAGUGAGUAUUUGACGGCUUCACAGAAUAGGGAGAACUUAAGGAGGUGGGAAGAGAAGAACAACAAGUCUGCUGCGGCUGGGCAAACACAGCACCCGAGGCCUGUGCCAAGUGAGUAUUUGACUGCCACACAAAACGCGGAAAAUCUCAGGCGAUGGGAAGAGCGGAGCGGCAGGACUCCUACCGUUCGGCGAACACAGAUUCCGGAGCGGCGACCUUCUCCUCCAGAACAACCAUCUCCACCGAGGGCGCCGAUCACGCCAGGCACUAUUGAGUGGGAUGGCUUCAUGGACUUCCCUUCAGACAGUCGUCAGUUCCGUGAGCCUGGUGUACAGGCUACUGCGAAUGAGUCGAGCGCAUCACACAGCCUACCGACAAUGACAAUUCCCGCAGCCCGACUGCACCCAACAGCGCCGCCUCGGACUACUGUUGAUUCGGCAUUGCAGACGAAUCCAUCUCCCCCAUCAGCUUCAGCAAACACUGUACAUGUGCAAGUUCAAGCGGAACCCGCUACAGAACUGCCAAAUGGUGUCUCGGACCGGACCGAGCAGUCUGAAUUACUGACAUGGCUUACAGCGCUUAACGAAAUCAUUCGUAAUGAUGUUGUUGAUCCGGCCACGAGAGCAAGGAUUCAAGAAAGAGUGCGUCAAAACUCAGCCACUGGGUAUGAAGAUGCUCACCCCAUCACGGUGAUAGACGCCGGUCUUGUUCCAAAUUUCAGCUACCCAAUUGCUGGAAGUACAUUCCAUGAUCGCCUUCAGACCGAGCCGACGCCUCCAUCACAGUCACUAGAGAAUAUUAGGGGGAGUGAAGAGCAGCAGCAGCCGCCGCUGACAAAUGGUGUUAGUUCUGGACAUCACAGUGAUUCAAGUUCAAGCCGCACUCUCUAUCGCUCUCCCACACCCGAUAACUGGCCAUUACGAGGAGGCAGUGACGAGAGCCCAGCUCUACUAACGAACGGUGUACAUCCAGGUUACUAUCCCCCAUCAAGCUCUAGCGGGGACUCCAGUAAUGCUGCCCUCCACUACCCACCUGCGCUUCCCGACAACGUGCCAGAGCAUGUCUUCAACCUCCUCUGUUCGCUACUAACACCUUCCGAGCUCGCCCUCCACUACGACGUUGUCCAGGACUCGGCACCUCCGCAUCUACCACCAUUCCCUGCACUUGUGCCGCCCAGUAAUGCCGCGUCAGAUAUUCCAAUAGUAGUUCGUCUUGUCCAAAGAUUACAUGUUGCUGUCUACGGUCUCCAAGAUCGCGUCUGGGGCCUGGAAGAAGAUCUCAUUCCGCAGCUCAGCACGCAGCUCGAAGAGAACCACCUCCAGAUUAGAGAACUCGAUCGAGAAAAUGGCAGCUUACAAGAUGAGAUCACCGAGCUAAAGCGCAUAGCAGAUUUCAGCACCAAAGUUCUGACUGGAUGCUGGGAGCGCGAAUGGGAGGUUUGGCGCACACUCCUCGACAUUCAGAAAAGGCGUGAGACGUACCGCAGUCCUUUAUCACGUAUCUUCUCGCGCACCCCAACUCCCAGUGCUAAAGACGACGGGCUUUUAGACUUUUGUAAGCCAGAAGGCUAUGUCGCCCCGCCUCUGCCGACUGGAAAAGUAACGCAGGGCUCUCUUAAGAAGAAGGAACUCGAUGCUCUUCUGCUGAUGGCAAAACAGAAUGUUACUAUCCUCAUUGAGGAUUUGGGGGAGUUGAAGGCGUUGGCGGAGGCGUAUGACAGGAGAAAUGAGGCAGAGGAGGAGGUGCGGCCUGUCGAAGGGUCGCGGAGGGAUGUUUGA
Alternaria hordeiaustralica is the source of this 2175-nucleotide messenger RNA. RefSeq lists its product as uncharacterized. The coding region runs from base 1 to 2175 and encodes 724 amino acids. The transcript has a single exon. NCBI's taxonomy places the organism in Eukaryota, Fungi, Ascomycota, Dothideomycetes, Pleosporales, Pleosporaceae. The record is from RefSeq and is a predicted model, not a curated record.